AUGUUUAAAGACGGAUUAUUGAAGUAUGAAGAGGAGAAUGGACGGACUUGGCCACCCAGUCAUCCUGAAAAUUUAAGAAGACUCGUUUGUUCCACAAACAAAGAGCCAAUCGAAACAAGAUGUCACAGUAUAGGUGAAGAAAGCAAUAACGGCGUUUUAGGAACAAAUCUGUUCACAAUCUGGACGUGGCGGCAUCACAACCAAAUUGCCUCAGAACUCUUGCGCAUCAACCCUUGCUGGAACGAUGAAGAGUUAUACCGUACCGCGAGGGAGAUCAACAUCGCCAUUUUAAGUCAAAUAUUUUUCUACGAGUUCAAUUCUUUAUUGCUAGGCGCUGGAAACCUUUAUCAAGAAGGAAUACUAUCGCCAACACAGGGAUACAGGGACUUGUACGACGAGAAUGUACGGCCUACACUGUCUAUAGAAUAUGGCGUAGCCUUACGUUGGAUGCAUACAAUUCAGGAAGGAAAAGCAAAAAUGUACGACUUUGAAGGCAAUUAUUUGAAAAGUGUUGAUAUAGCCAACCUAACUCUUAGGACGGGGUUCUUGGCAGUUGAAAACCACAUAGACUAUAUAACACAAGGCGCCUUCAGACAAGCGGCUGGGAAAAUUGAUCAGACUAUAGAUCCUGAUAUGGCCGAUGCAGCUUUCGGUGUACUUCAGAGAGCGACAGACCUAAGCACGAGUGAUCUGGCGAAGAACCGUCUACUGGGAACUGCGCCGUACAUCUGGUACAGAAAACAAUGCUUUGGCGAUAUUAUAAGGAGUUUCGAUGAUCUCAAAGAAGCUAUUAAUUCAGAAGUGAGAAUGUAUAUGUAUAAUUAUUUUAAAUAUCUUAACUUUUGCUUCGCUCAGAACAUAGAACUAUUGAAGGAAUUGUAUAAGGACGUGGAAGAUAUAGACCUCUUAGCAGGAAUUUGGAUAGAGAGGCCGAUACCCGGAGCCCGAGUUCCUGCAACAUUCUACUGCCUCAUCAUGGACCAGCUCCGCAGGAUUGUGAUCAGUGAUCGACACUGGUAUGAAAGACCAAACAGACCAAAUGCAUUCAAUAUUAACCAGUUACUUGAAAUAAGGAAAGCCACGAUCGCGCGUCUAAUGUGUGACGUCGGAGACAAGGUCACGCGCAUUCAGCCAAGAGCCUUCUUGAUACCAGGACCGGGAAAUGAAAUUCGGAGUUGCUCCGAAAUUGAAAAAAUCGAUAUAGGAGCUUGGAAGGAUCCACAGUGCGAGCAGCUUUGUUUUAAGCAACACCAU
This is a messenger RNA of Brenthis ino (lesser marbled fritillary), 1254 nucleotides long. The record is from the annotation of a GenBank genome assembly. Lineage: Eukaryota; Metazoa; Arthropoda; Insecta; Lepidoptera; Nymphalidae.